UUUUGGUCCUGGUUGUGGUUCUCCUCGGCGAUCCGGCGGGAUGGAGUGGUGGGAUCGCGUGGCGUUUCCGAUGAGGAGGGUCUGGAUCGGCGUCACCACUCGCCUCGGCCUCCGGAAGACUGGGUUGGGGAGGCUGAGGAAGGAGGUGAGCACGUGCGAGUAUGAAGACGUGCACGUGAUGUGGGAGCUGCUGCGGAGGACGGACGCGGAGGUGGCGAGGAUGAGACCGGGGGAGGAGGGAGGGAGGGAGGGGGCGGCACGUGUGGGAUGUGUUCGGGUGGGCUCGGCGAGCGGCGCCGUGCAACUACUGCCGGGGCUUCUGAGCCUCUCGCACUUGUGAGAGACCCUGUGUCUGUGUGUGUCUUUUGACCUUUGUUAAGGCGUGGGAUUUUAUGUUGUGUGCGUCAUCCUCCACUGUAGAUGCCACCAACCAUCGAGAAUGGGAAUGGAGAGGAGAGAGAUGCCACGUGUUGGUCUCCUCCCCCUUGUUGAUACCUCUGGUGUUCGACCAAGGCUUUUUUUUUUUUGGUUUCUUGAUAUAUUUAGUAUGAAUAAAUGUUUAUAGAUUUUAAUUAUGG
Messenger RNA from Elaeis guineensis (African oil palm), 578 nucleotides. Lineage: Eukaryota; Viridiplantae; Streptophyta; Magnoliopsida; Arecales; Arecaceae. The record is from RefSeq and is a predicted model, not a curated record.